AUGCCAGCCACCUCGCUGAUAAGUCAACAAUGGCGGCGGGCCUUUGCGACUAAGAGGAGCUCAAAAGCUCGGCAAAGGGUCUUCGAUAUGAAGGUUAGUAAAAAUGCCCCAACUAAGGCGCGGUGUGCUUAUCGAGCAAUUGAGGAGGAGUUCCGAGCGCUCAGGCGCGACCGCAAGUUGAAAAACGAGACCCGACCGUUUGGGAGGGGUCUGCUCAGUG
This is a messenger RNA of Perkinsus marinus ATCC 50983, 220 nucleotides long. RefSeq lists its product as hypothetical. NCBI's taxonomy places the organism in Eukaryota, Perkinsozoa, Perkinsida, Perkinsidae. The record is from RefSeq and is a predicted model, not a curated record. The annotation marks the transcript as partial. The transcript is spliced from 3 exons.